AUGACUGCGACAGCCGGAGAAGCGAACGACGAUCAGACUGCCAACCACGGAAAUUCGCCAUCGACGCCCAACUCGAAUGCGAACACGGCGCAGAACAGCAACUCCAAGAGCGCCCUUGCUACCAAGGAUCGUUCCUGUCCCUUCUGCGGACAGGCCUUCACCUCGUCCAGCCUCGGCCGACACCUCGACCUGUACAUUCGCCCCAAGAAUCCCAAGCCCGCUGAUGGCGUGCACGAUGUCGACGAGAUCAGAAAACUGCGCGGUGGCAUUACGCGCCGCCAGCCAAGAACCGGUGGUCGGGCGGGAGGCGCCAGCAAUGGCCGGGAACAGAGCCAUUCGCGCCAGGGAAGCGCUGGUGGAGUGCAGAGUGCGCAACGCGCCGACGACGACUCUCCUAUGCGUUCGCUGGCGCACGCAGAGCAGGAUGCGCCCAUCAACUUCCCCGGACACGCCAAAGAUGGACCUGGGACGGCCUUUUUCCCGAACAAGGCCCAUUGGCAGGCCACUGGAGUGAUCAACAACCUGCCGCCGCGAGCUUCCUCGCGGUGUCCAUCUCCCAAGGCGGCGGCAGCAGCAGCAGCAGGGGCCCAAGCACAGCGCAUACAGGAUAUGCUCCGGGACAGUGCAGGCACGAGAUCCCAACGGCCCGAUCACGAGAGCAGCGAAAGCAUGUGGAAACUGCAGGAGUCGGCAGAGAUGGGUCGUGCUGCAGAGAUGGCUUUGCGUGAGGUACUGGGCAGCCUGGCGGCUGCUGCGAAGAAAAUGGAGCCAAAACUCCUCUUUGAUGAUUUCGACUUCUUCUCGCUCUCCUUUCCAGGCCUCUGUCUUGCCAUUCUGCCCCCUCCCAGCACUUUGUUCAGUGCGAACCCUUUUCCCUCUGCGGAUUCGUGGACUCUCGACCCUCCCGGACUCGGACAGUUCACGACCAUGGCCAGGUUACUGAAUGAGCGGCGUCAGCAACGUGACCCUGUCCCAGACGCUGUGGCCUUCAAGCAUCAUGCCCACUUAUCAGGUGCCUGGGAGCACUGGAACUCCAUGGCGGAGCAGGAACGUGUAGUCGCCUGGCAAUUGGAGUGUUUGCGGUCAUUCACGCGCUCCCAGGAACGAAACAGCCAGCUACGAUCGGACCUCGAUCGCUUGGAGCAGCACAAUCGCCACUUGGAGGCUGAAUACGACCGCUUAUCACGCUGUCAGUUGCCCUUGGAAUUCUUGACGCAUCCUCCGAACACCAUACCCAUCUCACCCGCAGUCAUGAAGGAAGUAAAGAGCUCGGAUUCGACUUCAGGCGCAGCGGCAGCCAACUACAACGCGGAAGAUUUAAUAGCCAAGUGGCGAUCGACGAUUCGCGCAUCCACGAGGCCAUCGCGAUUGUGGCAAGCUGCUAUCCCGCCGCAGCAAGGAGUGUAUACCGAGUCCACCAGGAAUAACCUGCGCGAUGACAUGUUGCUGAAUGGUAGUGUAUGGAAUAUUGGUGGGCGGCUGCCACGUGCAACAACGACAGCGCUGCCCGACACUCACCGAGAGGUCUCGUCGAUAUCCUACGAGACGCCGCCCAACCCGGGAGUGGUGGUCGGUGCAAAUGACGACGACGACACACCCAAUCAUGAUGCUGACGCGGAUGGCGAAGCGGAAGAUGAUAACGAGGAAUACCAUCAGUAUGGAGAACAGACAGCCCUCACGAAACGUCGCAAGGUGGACGUCUCGCUUCAUGGGACGGAUGGUCAGCGGCAGGACACCGGCAUACUCAAUGUCAAUGGCAAACGGCCUUUGGGUGGGCGAAGCAGCACAAGGUUACUGACAGAAACUGUACCGCCAAGGUAG
Molecule: messenger RNA, 1821 nt
Organism: Sphaerulina musiva SO2202
Lineage: Eukaryota; Fungi; Ascomycota; Dothideomycetes; Mycosphaerellales; Mycosphaerellaceae
Exons: 2
Coding region: 1-1821 (606 amino acids)
Source: RefSeq, a predicted model, not a curated record